AUGAAUUCAGAUCGCAGUUGGAUGUAUAGUGGGAGACUGGUCAGAGGAUUGUUGACUGAAGGGUACAUCAGUAACGUUAGGGAGUUUUUGAACUUUGCUGUGCAACACCCCGAGUGUAUGAGCGGGGCUCAGAUAAAAUGCCCUUGCCCUAAACCCAAAUGCCGGAACACUGCUUUUCGAACUGUUGACGAAGUGGAGUUUCAUCUCUACACAGACGGGUUUGUGAGUAAUUACCACGUCUGGACUCACCAUGGUGAGGAAAAUAGGAGGGUCGAGGUGCCUGUUAAUGUUCUGCAAGCGGACAACAUGUGGGAGCAUAGAAAUGAAGACGAGGGUUGCAGUUCAUUCCAGAGAAUGGUUACUGAUGCGGGUGGUCCCGAAGUUUGGACAGAAGAGCCUCCGAAUGCAGAAGCUCAGAAGUUUUAUGAUAUGAUGCGUGCGGCCGAAGAACCCAUAUGGCCUGGGAAUGACAGACACUCCGCUUUGUCUGCAGCCGUAAAAUUUUUAGAAUUCAAGUGCCGAUUUCAAGCGUCUGACGGUCUGAUGAAUGAAAUGAGCGAGUUUGUACAUCAGCUGUUGCCUAAAGACAACAAGUUAGCCAAAAAUUCGUACAGCAUUAAAAAGCUAGUCAGAGGGCUUGGGCUUCCAGUUGAGGUGAUUGACUGCUGUAAAAAUAUGUGUAUGAUAUACUGGGGUGACGAUGCGGGUUUGACUUUGUGUAAAAGGUUGUACGCUUCUAGGGCAACAGCUAAACAUAUGAGGUGGCACGCCGAGCACGAGAUGGAGAAUGGUGUGAUGAAUCAUCCGUCUGACUCGCCAGCUUGGAAACACUUUUCGGAGUUACAUCAAGAUUUUGCAGCAGAAGUUAGAAAUAUCAGAUUGGGGUUGUGUACGGAUGGGUUUCAACCAUUUGGUGCAUUUGGGCAACAAUACUCGUCAUGGCCGGUAAUUGUGACUCCGUAUAACUUGCCUCCUGGCAUGGCCAUGAAAGACGAGUUCAUGUUUCUAACGGUUCUUGUUCCCGGACCCAAUAGUCCAAAAGGCAGUUUGGAUAUUUUCCUACAGCCGCUAAUAGCAGAACUGAACCAUUUGUGGGAAUUUGGGACGCGGACAUAUGACAUUCAUAGGCGGCAAAAUUUUCAAUUGAAAGCCGCUCUUAUGUGGACGAUCAAUGAUUUUCCGGCUUAUUCAAUGCUGUCUGGAUGGAGCACAUCGGGUAAACGGGCAUGUCCUCACUGUAUGGAAGAAACUGAUGCAAUUACCCUUCCGAAGAGUGGUAAACAAUCGUGGUUUGAUUGCCACAGAAAGUUCUUACCACCUGAACAUUCGUACCGUAAUAACACUACGGAUUUUAAAAAGGGCUACAAAGAAAGAAAAUCAUUCAGGGGAUACAGAACUGGAGAGGAAAUUGAACAAGAGAUUGAUAGCCUUGGUUUUAAAAAGGCAUACGAGGUUGGAGCUCAGGAGACGAAUGCUCAUAAAUCAAAGCAUCAUGGGUGGCAUAAGAAAAGCAUAUUUUGGGAUUUGCCGUAUUGGAAAACGAAUAUGAUUCGUCAUAAUCUGGAUGUCAUGCAUACUGAGAAAAAUGUAUUUGACAACAUUUUCAAUACAGAUUUCCCUGAAAAAUGGGAGCGUUUUGAGCAGGAGAUGUUGGCCGCUACACAGACAGCCGAGGGGAGUACAGCAUCUACCCCAGUGGAUCCGGACGAAGUUUAUCUUGCUGUUGAGGGGGUGAGGAAGCGGCGUAUCUACGGAUUAGGCUCAGUUGGUUCUGAGUACGUAGCCUCGCAGCGGGGUACUUCUAGUAGACGACCCGGCAGCUCCUCUCAGACCAUGUCGCCAGCCGACGAUGCGAGGUUCCGCACUGAUCUCAUCGCUCAGUUUGCGGAUACGAUCCGUGAUCAAGUCCAGAUUGCGGUUGCAGCGGCGAUGCAGCAGAUGCAGCAGCGGGCCCCGGGAGAUGUUUUACCCACUCCUCCACCACCGCCUCCACCACCGCCUCCACCGGCUACUGAUGACGUUGUCCCAGAUGACGACGUCACAGAUUUGUAG
Mercurialis annua (annual mercury) is the source of this 2052-nucleotide messenger RNA. RefSeq lists its product as uncharacterized. Lineage: Eukaryota; Viridiplantae; Streptophyta; Magnoliopsida; Malpighiales; Euphorbiaceae. Bases 1 to 2052 code for a protein of 683 amino acids. The transcript has 4 exons. The record is from RefSeq and is a predicted model, not a curated record.